Molecule: messenger RNA, 1914 nt
Organism: Leptosomus discolor (cuckoo roller)
Lineage: Eukaryota; Metazoa; Chordata; Aves; Leptosomiformes; Leptosomidae
Gene: CASQ2
Product: calsequestrin 2
Biological process (GO): regulation of cardiac muscle contraction by regulation of the release of sequestered calcium ion
Cellular component (GO): Z disc; sarcoplasmic reticulum lumen
Molecular function (GO): calcium ion binding
Source: RefSeq, a predicted model, not a curated record
CUUUGUUGUGAGCACAGGACAGCAAAGUUUGCUGCUCCCCACCAGCCUUGCGGCGUUUGGGCUGAUCACUAGGAAGGCAGCAGAAAGAGAAACUCGGUUUGAACUGCACCUGGAGCAUUUAGUCUUCCCCUUUUCCCAAAUUAAGAAGGAGACGGACGUUUACCUGCCCUCUGCUGCUCUCCAAGGGAUCCCCUAUGAAGGCAACCUGCUGGGUCCUGGCAGGUUUUUACCUGCUUUUCUGCUGCAAAGCAGAAGAGGGACUGAAUUUCCCCACGUACGAUGGGAAAGACCGAGUGAUCGAUCUGAAUGAGAAGAACUACAAGCAGGCCCUGAAGAAGUACGACAUGCUCUGUCUGCUCUUCCAUGAGCCUGUGAGCUCUGACAAGGUCUCCCAGAAGCAGUUCCAGAUGACAGAGAUGGUCCUGGAGCUGGCGGCUCAGGUCUUGGAGCCCAGGAGCAUCGGCUUCGGGAUGGUGGACUCCAAAAAGGACGCCAAACUUGCCAAAAAGUUAGGCUUGAUUGAAGAGGGAAGUCUCUAUGUGUUUAAGGAGGAGCGGCUGAUUGAAUUUGAUGGGGAACUGGCCACAGAUGUCUUGGUGGAAUUCCUCUUGGAUCUGCUAGAAGACCCUGUGGAGAUCAUAAACAACAAGCUGGAGCUUCAGGCCUUUGACCAAAUUGACGAGGAAAUCAAACUCAUCGGCUACUUCAAAGGAGAAGACUCUGAACAUUAUAAGGCAUUUGAAGAAGCUGCCGAACACUUCCAGCCGUACAUCAAGUUCUUUGCCACCUUCGACAAAGGGGUUGCCAAGAAACUAGGUCUGAAGAUGAACGAGGUGGACUUCUAUGAACCAUUUAUGGAUGAGCCUGUUCACAUCCCUGAUAAGCCUUACACAGAAGAGGAGCUGGUAGAAUUUGUGAAGGAGCACAAAAGGGCCACCUUGCGGAAGCUGCGCCCGGAGGACAUGUUUGAGACAUGGGAGGAUGACAUGGAAGGAAUCCACAUUGUGGCCUUCGCUGAAGAAGACGACCCAGAUGGUUUUGAGUUCCUGGAAAUCCUGAAGCAGGUUGCCAGGGACAACACCGAUAAUCCCGACCUGAGUAUUGUCUGGAUUGACCCCGACGACUUUCCUCUGCUGAUCACUUACUGGGAGAAGACCUUCAAGAUUGACCUGUUCAGACCACAGAUCGGGGUGGUGAACGUCACAGACGCUGACAGCAUCUGGAUGGAGAUCAGAGACGACGAUGACCUGCCCACAGCCGAGGAGCUGGAAGACUGGAUAGAGGACGUGCUUUCUGGGAAGAUAAAUACAGAAGAUGAUGACAAUGACGACGAUGACGAUGAUGACGACGACGAUGAUGACGAUGAUGAUGAUGAUGACGACGACGACGAUGAUGACGAUGACGAUGACUAACUGUGACUCUGUGCAGUUUGACUUGUGGGGGCUAAGAGGCCUCCCCCUCAGGCAGGUCCCUCCAUCAGAAGACCUGCGUUUGAGCGUCAGCAAGCACCACUGCUCCUCUUUCCCCGCUGCCCGGCUCCCCCUGCCCCUGCCCGGACCCCCCAGCCUGAUUCUCAAUGGUGCUGAGCCACUGGGACUGCCCCUGUGGUGGGCGGCACCUGCAGGCACCCAGCACCGCUGCAAAUCAUGCCUCCUUAGUAAGGACAAUAGGAAUCUGCAGGGAAUCUGCUCCAAGUGUCCCAGAGCAGGAGAAAAGUGGCUGCCUGCUCACUGCCAGAGGGACACAGGGAGCCAGUUUGUACCCUCCAUGCUCAUCGGCCCAGCACUUAACAUCCAAAGACCAAAUUUCACUGCAAGACAUAGGGAAGGCCACUGUAAAGUGUAGUCCUUUUAUUAAACACAACGCCCUUUGCAGCUACUCUGACAAGACCACUCAAUCCUGCAAGUUUUGCUA